Molecule: messenger RNA, 2417 nt
Organism: Trifolium pratense (red clover)
Lineage: Eukaryota; Viridiplantae; Streptophyta; Magnoliopsida; Fabales; Fabaceae
Product: BTB/POZ domain-containing protein At5g47800-like
Exons: 6
Coding region: 522-2255 (577 amino acids)
Source: RefSeq, a predicted model, not a curated record
UCUUCUAUUCAAAGUUGUUUAUCAUAACAUGCUUUUGAUACAUUACUAUGUUGACUAAUUCAAAUGAAUAACACACUCUUUCUUCUCUUAUGUACCUUCAAACACUAUUGAUGCUCCCUUUGUUGUUUGUUUCACCUUAUUUCUCUCUUUUCUUUGUCUCUGAGGAUUACUUGCAUGAAACUAGUAAAGCAUAUUCCACUUUCCUUUUUCACAUGUCAAGCCAUAUAUAUAAGCUUUGUUUAUCACUGUCUUCACUACAAACACUAAUAUGCUUCUGUUUCCUUCCUUCCUCUAGCUUUUUCUCACUUGUGAAUACUUUUCUGCUUCCUAUCAUUCAUAAGUAACAUCAAAGUCUUCUGUUUCUUAUUACAUGUCAGGAACUGGCUCAGUAUAAUCAUAUAAUGAUCUGAAACUUGGUGUAACUUAGUUGGAGUUUUUCCACAUUCACAUCGAUAAAAUAGAAUUUUUAAGAAUUUAAGUAGAAUUUUUCCUUGAUCAUAGAGAUCACAACAAAAAUAGCUAUGAAGUUCAUGAAACUUGGAACAAGGUCUGAUACUUUCUACACAGAACAAGCUACCAGGAGUCUAGUUUCGGAUAUACCUCCAAAUCUUGUGAUAAAAAUCAAUGAUACUACUUAUCUGCUACACAAGCUGCAGUCUCCACUUCUUUCAAAAUGUGGCCUUCUACAAAGACUUUGCUCCGAUACUAAUGAUUCCGAGAGUGAUGUUCUAGAGCUUCAUGAUAUGCCUGGUGGAUCAGAAGCUUUUGAACUUUGUGCUAAGUUUUGCUAUGGAAUUUCAAUCAACAUUAGUGCUUAUAAUUUUGUACCUUCACUUUGUGCUUCUAAGCUUCUCCAAAUGAAUGAGUCAAUUGAGAGGGGAAACUUCGUAGGUAAACUCGAGUCUUUCUUCGGUUCAUGCAUUCUUGAAGGUUGGAAAGACUCAGUUUCGACACUGCAGGCUACCGAGAAGUUACCUGAGUGGUCUGAAAAUCUUGGCAUAAUAAGAAAAUGCAUUGAUUCAAUUAUUGAAAAAAUUCUUACACCUCCAUCACAGGUCAAAUGGUCCUACACCUACACUCGGCCCGGUUACAAUAGAAAACAGCAUCAUUCUGUUCCGAAGGAUUGGUGGACUGAAGAUAUAUCCAUUCUAAACAUAGAUCUUUUCAGAUGCAUAAUAAUGACUAUUAGAUCAACACAUGUUCUUCCACCACAGUUAAUUGGUGAAUCUUUGCAUGUCUAUGCUUGUAAGUGGUUACCUUGCAUCAUAAAUGUACAAAGUUCAGGAAGUUCGGUAUCGCAAACAGAAGAAUCGAAAGAGAAAAACAGAAAAAUUCUUGAAACAAUUGUGAGCAUGAUUCCUGCAGAUAGAGGUUCAGUUUCAGUUGGUUUCUUGUUAAAACUUCUGAGUAUGUCAAAUCUUUUCGGUGUUUCUACAGUGUCGAAAACUGAACUAAUAAAGAGAGCUAGCAUACAGUUUCAUGAGGCUAAAGUGAGUGACCUGAAUUUUUAUGAUGUAGAAUUGGUUCAAGUUGUGUUGGAAAGUUUCUUGAAGUUUUGGAAAAGAAUUUCCCCUGGCGAUGCCGAUAAUAGGCACUACUUGUUAAGAUCAAUAAGAAAAGUUGGUAAGCUUGUUGAUUCCUAUCUUCAAGUUGUGGCAAGGGAUGAUAAUAUGGAAGUGUCAAAAUUUGUAGCUCUUGCCGAAACUGUGCCGGCUAUAGGCAGAAUGGAACAUGAUGAUUUGUACCAGGCAAUAAACAUUUAUCUUAAGGUGCAUUCGGAACUGAGCAAGGCGGAAAAGAAGCGAUUGUGUGGGAUUCUAGAGUGCCAAAAAUUGUCUCCGGAAGUGCGUGCGCAUGCUGUCAAAAACGAGUUUCUGCCGUUAAGAACCGUUGUGCAGCUCCUUUACUAUGAACAAGAGAAAGACUCAAAUGGAACAACUAGUACAAAGCUGCAAAAACCACAUGAGCUACUCCUAGGAGCAAAAAUGAGACCAGCCACUAGAGAUAGCAAUGGAAAACGAUCUCUAGGACUCGACAAAGAAGAAUUCAAGAGAGAAGAUAUCACAAGAAAAGCAUCACUUGCUGAGAGUAGGGAAAAGAGUGAGCACAAAACUCAAAGAUUAGAUGAUAAGUUAGCAUUGGACUUGGAAAAAAAGAUGGUUAUAAGAGAAGGCAAUGAGGAGUCCAAGAAGAAAAUGAGCAUAGGAAGGACAAGAAGCAGUAAAUCAGAAUAUGGAAGUGAAAAGAGAAGAUAGAUUUUUAAUAAUGUUACUAAUAAUCUUUGAAAAAUUCAAAGUAAAUUGUUUUCAUUCAUAUGUGUAUGCACUUUUUUACCUUUGUCAUAAAUGUAGUAUUGUGUGAUCUAAUGCUUUGUUCUAGAUUCAAUUGAGCCUUCAAUCUAUGAGAAUUCAACUGCA